AUGAAGACCGUCGAUUAUGAAAAGAUGUUCUUAGAACAAAAGAUUGCGAUCACCAAAGAUCAGGAGGCAAUCGCCUAUGCUUACGCUAAUUCAGCACAGGUUCACGAGAUCGCGGGCGAUAACUACGAAAAAAUGAUUAGCGGAAUGCUGUAUUUUUCAUUCACUGAUGAUCUCGUCAGGUUCAGAGACAACGUAAACGAACUGACGCAGGAUUACAUGCAAAUUAGAUACCGUCAUUACAAGUCGAAUGCCGAGUUUCAGAAGGCGCGAGCAGACCAUUUGGCGAAGAUCUUUGGAAAAAUAGGCGAGAACGUUUUCGUUGAAGGACCUAUCUUUACUGACUAUGGAUGUAACACCUUCAUAGGCGAUGAUACGUUUAUCAACUACAACUUCACACCCGUUGAUGUUGCUCUCAUCAAGAUCGGCAACAGCUGUCUUAUUGGACCCAACGUGGUGAUAUGUACUGCUACCCACCCAACCAACUCUGACCUCAGAUCUAGCGGGCUCGAAAACGGAAGGGCUAUCACUAUAGAAGAUAAGGUCUGGCUGGGUGCCAGUGUGACGAUUUUGCCGGGUGUUACUAUUGGAAAGGGCAGUGUGAUCGGGGCAGGUUCCGUGGUCAAUAAGGACAUUCCUCCAUACUCGAUUGUGGUUGGAGUUCCUGCCAAAGUUAUUAGACAAAUCGAUCCUGAAGACCCCGACUUUGACAAAGAUGGAGCCUGGGAAUAUGCUACUAAUUUGUAG
Messenger RNA from Kuraishia capsulata CBS 1993, 744 nucleotides. RefSeq lists its product as uncharacterized. The coding region runs from base 1 to 744 and encodes 247 amino acids. Gene Ontology annotation, molecular function: acetyltransferase activity. The transcript is spliced from 3 exons. Lineage: Eukaryota; Fungi; Ascomycota; Pichiomycetes; Pichiales; Pichiaceae. The record is from RefSeq and is a predicted model, not a curated record.